Molecule: messenger RNA, 189 nt
Organism: Dentiscutata erythropus
Lineage: Eukaryota; Fungi; Glomeromycota; Glomeromycetes; Diversisporales; Gigasporaceae
Source: the annotation of a GenBank genome assembly
AUGGAAGAAAAGUUAACUUCUCCAGAUUCUGCUUUAAAUAUUCAAGAUUACGAAAGUAGUGAAACCAUGCAGAUAGAUGAAGAAGCAGUACCAAAAGAUUUUUAUUCUCAACAAGUGCAAGUUCAAAAAAAUUUGAUUGCAAAUAGAGUAUUAAUAGUUGACUGGGAUACUUGGAAGAAAUGCGAGUAG